This is a messenger RNA of Impatiens glandulifera, 780 nucleotides long. RefSeq lists its product as uncharacterized. The coding region runs from base 1 to 780 and encodes 259 amino acids. The record is from RefSeq and is a predicted model, not a curated record. Gene Ontology annotation, molecular function: DNA binding. Lineage: Eukaryota; Viridiplantae; Streptophyta; Magnoliopsida; Ericales; Balsaminaceae. The transcript has a single exon.
AUGUCUUCUCAUCUCUUCCAACUUUCCACGCUGUCUCUCUUUCCCGAAGAAGCCGGAGAUGUCAUGAAGAAGAAGAAACGUUUGAUCGGAGAAGACGACGACGACUUGAACAUGCCCAGAGACGACAGUAAUGAUCAAAGGCCAAUGAAAAAGCCGAAAAUACUCAGUCUUGUCUGUUGGGAGGAGCAAACAUCUACUAUCAAAUCAUCAAUUCAGUUACUUCCCCUGUUAGACAAGAUGUCACAAACCAUGGCCAUGGGGAUUCUUCAUGAACAACAACAACAAGACCCUCAUCUGGAGGAGGAGGAAGAAGUCUCGACAUUGCUCAAGUUAUCAACUAGCUUCAGUAGCGACACAAUUACCAAAGAAGAAGAGAAUGUAGAUGGUAAUCAUCAUCAUCCAUGGACAAUUACCAAGAAGCUUUUCAAGAGCGAUGUGGACAGUUCGUCUCGCCUGCUUCUUAAGAAGAAAGAGAUCGAAAGUCACGUUAUCCCCUACUUGAAAGAAGAAGAGGUAAAGUCAUUAAUGUUCGGGUCUCCUGAGGGGAUAAGGAUCGGAAUACUUGAUGUGCAAAAACAGCAAGGCUUUACCCUCACUUUGAAGAAGUGGAAGACGGGAAGCUUCGUUUUCACCAGCAACUGGCGCAAGGAUUUUGUCAAGCGCAGGGGAUUGCUUCAUCGUGAUGAGAUUGGGCUCUAUUUUGACCAACACAAUCGCAGACUCUGCUUUGGUGUCCUCCACAAAGCACCUCCACACGCUCUUCCUGCAUGGCCGGUCUAG